Molecule: messenger RNA, 803 nt
Organism: Dentiscutata erythropus
Lineage: Eukaryota; Fungi; Glomeromycota; Glomeromycetes; Diversisporales; Gigasporaceae
Source: the annotation of a GenBank genome assembly
UCAAGAAAGAAAAUUAGGUGAUGUUACUACUUUAUAUCGACAGGAUACUUUAAAUACAGAUGUGAGUUCAAAGUCUUAUGAAUCAGAUGGUAUAGUUUCUGAUGGAAUCGAUUUUCCUCCACUUGAAAAAGUAUUAAUGAACAAAUCAGGUUCUCCUUUAUCACAAUAUAAUUUUUAUUAUUAUCUGAAAGAAGAAUGGCAAGGUGAAGAGAAUUUAAAUUUUUGGUUAGAUGUUGUAACACAUGAAAAUUUAUUUGAUUCAUGGAGAGUAUAUCAAAAUCAUGUAAAGAAAUCACGAGAAAGACGUAGUUAUGAGGGAAAAAAUCAGAUGAUAUAUGAACGAGAUGAAGAAUACGAACAAGAAGAAAUUGUGAUGGAAGAUUGGGAACCUACUCACAAUUAUAAUAAUUCGACAUCAAGUGCCGAAGAUGGUAUAACAGCAUCGGUUGAUUCAAGGAAUCCUGUAAUAUCAAUAAUACAACAACGAAAUAAAUCAAAUAAAUCAGAUGGUCAUGAGAUUUCAAUCAUAGAAGAUGAUCGAUCAGGAAAUUAUAUUCAAACAGAAAUUAUUAAGAGAGUGAAUGAAGAUGAUUUGGCUAAAUCUGCCUUAAAUAUAUAUCAAAAAUAUGGACAUAUGACUAUUUUACCCGAAGAAAGUCGAAAUACCAUGUCUGACCUUAUUGAACAUCAAGGAAGAUAUAAUCCAGUAGUAUUUUCAUCAGCUAAAUCUUAUGUAUAUCAUAUUAUGAAUGUAAUUUAUUUUCCAAAAUUUGUUCAAUCAGCGAUUGAAAUGAAUUUAACUC